Phytomonas sp. Hart1 is the source of this 276-nucleotide messenger RNA. Lineage: Eukaryota; Euglenozoa; Kinetoplastea; Trypanosomatida; Trypanosomatidae. The record is from the annotation of a GenBank genome assembly.
AUGCCUUUAAGCGUGAGGGUGCUAGGGGAAUUAAACCGCUCAGGGUCAUGUUUAGGGUACGUUUACUCUCCCCAAGUAAAAACAGCAGCACCUGGGGGAUAUUUUGUGUUUCCAACCCCAGACGCGACACCAUGUUUUUCAUGUGACGUGCCAAUUGCAAUUCAUCAUCAUGGCCUCGUCUUUUACUCUCCCAUUCGUCCAUCGUCCGCAGCAUUUCUAAAUGCUCUUUAUAGUGACGGUCAAAUUUAUCUUUGCUAUCUUCACCCCAAGCCCUAA